UCGGACAACACACUUCACUAAACACGGAAGGCGGUGAGUUCAGGCAGCAGGACUGAGGAAGUUGUUUUAGCUAAACUCGGGGGGAAUUCGAAUUAUUUCAGUGACAACUUCUGCUGAACUGGACAGUUUUUUAACCGGUUAACUGGUCAGAUCUCCACGGUGUCGCAGUCCCAGGCUCUUCACCUCCUCUAAACAGACCAGUGAGAGCGACAGGGUUUUAAACCUACUGAGAGGGCAGGUUCACCAGAGUUGAAGUGUUAAGCUGUGUUAGCCUGGUUUAUGGUUCUACGUCAGAUCUACACUGCAGCUGUGCUGUAGGCUACGACUCCUUACCAAGGAGACAUGUCACGGCAGCUGGGAGACAGCCACCGGAGGUUUCUACAAACCGUGAUGGCCAAUGGCAUCAUUGAUGAGCAGAGGGCGCACACACUCUAUCAGCACUGCUGUGAAGUACACAACACACAAUAUUCCCAUGACAGACUCGACGAUUUUAUCGAUUCCAUCAACUCCAAGCUGCAGCCAAUGUUCAUGCAGAUUAGAAAAGGGAUGUCUGAAGACAAUGGUCAACAGUACUAUGCUUUGGUGAACAUGGCUGAAACUGAUGUCACCAGGAUGUCGUCAGACUUUGCUGAAAAUGAACUGGAGCUGUUCAGGAAAACGAUGGACUUGAUUGUGGGCUCUGAGAAUGGCAAGGCCUCCUCCACUGAUAUUCUGAACAGCACUGACACCAUGACCACCAAAAAACUAAAAAAGAGCGAGACGGAGCAUCUGUUGAAGCGGCUGGUGCAAGCCAAAUGGCUUAAUGAGAAACGAGGUGAAUACACCUUAUCCACCAGAUGCAUUGUAGAGAUGGAGCCAUAUAUUCGCGCAAUGUAUCAAGACCAGGUCAAAGUCUGCCACAUCUGUCACAACAUCGCUUUCCAGUGCCAAAUUUGUGAGAAUCCUUCAUGUGGUAUAAAAAUACACAACCAGUGUGUGGCCAGAUAUUUCAAAGGAAGAGUGGAGCCACGGUGUCCAGCUUGUGAUGACUUUUGGCCUCAUGAAAUCCCUGAAGUCAAACGGCCCCAUUCACAGUCCAGGAGAUGAAGAGUCCAGUAUCAGCUGUGCUCACUGUUCACUCAAAGUGUAUUUUAAUUGUUGUAUAUUUUUAAGCCGUUUUUUAUAAACCAAGUUGUUAAUAAAACAUUUUAUCGUCACUUUUUCAAAA
This is a messenger RNA of Mugil cephalus (flathead mullet), 1207 nucleotides long. RefSeq names its product NSE1 homolog, SMC5-SMC6 complex component (gene nsmce1). Gene Ontology annotation, biological process: DNA damage tolerance; double-strand break repair via homologous recombination. Gene Ontology annotation, cellular component: Smc5-Smc6 complex; nucleus. Gene Ontology annotation, molecular function: ubiquitin-protein transferase activity. Lineage: Eukaryota; Metazoa; Chordata; Actinopteri; Mugiliformes; Mugilidae. The record is from RefSeq and is a predicted model, not a curated record. The coding region runs from base 343 to 1086 and encodes 247 amino acids. The transcript has 9 exons.